AUGGACGCCCUGCGAUCGGCCGUUCAGCCCAUCACCCGCAACCUGCCCACCCCUAUUCGCGACCUCGGCGUGUCCAUCGUCGGCGAAGAGUGCUACCAGGCGCUUGUCCUCGACGUCGACGUCGAAAACACCGAAUGCGUCAAGUACGCAGUCAGCAAGGGCCUCGGCAUCGGCAUCAUUGCCGCCUCGUCCGUCGUCAAGGUGCCGCAGAUCGUCAAGCUCGUCCGCUCCAGGUCGGCCGAGGGCGUGUCUUUCCUCUCCUACCUUCUCGAGACGAGCGCCUACCUCAUCACGCUGGCGUACAAUGUCCGCAACGGGUUCCCCUUUAGCACCUUUGGCGAGACGGCCCUGAUCAUGGGCCAAAACGUCGUCAUUUCGGUCCUCGUCCUCAACUACAGCGGCAGAGCGACCGUGGCUGCUGUUCUGGUUGCCGCCCUGGCCGGCAGCGCCGCCUGCCUGUUUGCCGGCAACGUGCUGGACAUGAAGACGCUCAGCUAUCUCCAAGCCGGGGCUGGUGCGCUCGGCGUGGCGAGCAAGGUUCCCCAGAUCCUUGCCAUUUACCAGCAAGGCGGCACCGGUCAGCUCAGCGCCUUUGCCGUCUUCAACUACCUCGCCGGUUCCCUGUCUCGCAUCUUUACCACGUUGCAGGAGGUUGACGACAAACUCAUCCUCUACGGCUUCAUUUCUGGCUUCCUGCUCAAUGCUGUGCUUGCCACCCAGAUGGUCUACUACUGGAACGCUCCGUCGCCAAAGGCCCAGGGCAAGGGCAAAGGCAAAGGCAAGGGCAAGGUGGCCAAGGCCAAGCCGGUCGAAGUCGAGGCCACGUCGACUGCGACUCCAAGGAAGGGGCCUACCACUCGUCGGCGGGGCUAA
Molecule: messenger RNA, 873 nt
Organism: Ustilaginoidea virens
Lineage: Eukaryota; Fungi; Ascomycota; Sordariomycetes; Hypocreales; Clavicipitaceae
Exons: 2
Coding region: 1-873 (290 amino acids)
Source: RefSeq, a predicted model, not a curated record